AUGGAGGUAACUCAAGUGCUGCACAUGAAUGGGGGCGUGGGAGAAGCAAGCUAUGCAAACAAUUCCUUAGUUCAGCAAAAGGUGCUGACACUGACAAAGCCGAUUCGAGAGGAAGCCAUAACAACCUUGUGCUGCAAAACGCUCCCGGAAAGACUAGUGAUUGCAGACUUAGGUUGCUCUUCUGGUCCAAACACUUUCUUUGUGGUUUCUGAAGUUAUCAAAACAGUGGAGAAGCUUUGCCGGGAGCUUAACCUUCUAUCUCCGGAAUACCAAGUCUUCUUGAAUGAUCUUCCAGGGAAUGACUUCAACAACAUCUUCAGGUCUCUUGGAAGCUUCAACGACAGACUCAGUCGUGAAAUGGUUUCUGGGGUUGGUCAUGGCUUCUUAGCCGGGAUCCCUGGUUCCUUCUAUGGCAGGGUUUUUCCUUCAAGAAGUCUCCAUUUUGUCCAUUCCUCUUAUAGCCUUCAGUGGUUAUCUCAGGUUCCCAAAGGAGUGGAGAACAAUAAGGGCAAUAUCUACAUGGCACGCACAAGCCCUUCAAAUGUGUUGAAGGCUUAUUACCAACAAUUUCAAAAAGACUUUUCAUUGUUUCUCGAGUGUCGUGCAAAGGAAGUGGUGGAAGGGGGCUUUAUGGUGCUCACAUUUUUGGGUAGAAAAAGUGAUGACCCCUCUAGCAAAGAAGGUUGCCUUAUUUGGGAACUUAUGGCCACAGCACUCAAUGACAUGGCCUCCAUGGGAAUUAUAAAAGAAGAGGAAGUGGACUCGUUCAAUAUACCCCAAUACACACCAUCCCCAUCUGAAGUGGAACAAGAGAUAGUGAAACAAGGGUCAUUCAGCAUCAAUCGCAUGGAGGUAUCAGCAGUGAAUUGGAAUGCGUACGAUGAUUGGAACGCAGUAGACAGUGAAUUUAGUAAGUCCGAAGCAGUGAGUGAUGGUGGAUAUAGUGUCACAAAGUGCAUGAGAGCUGUGGCCGAACCCUUACUGAUUAGCCACUUCGGCGAGCGUGUCGUUGAAGAAGCUUUCAAGAGGUACCAAGAGAUCUUAACAGACCAUAUGUCCAAAGAGAAAACUGAAUUCAUCAAUGUCACCUUGUCUGUGACCAGAAAAGCGUGA
This is a messenger RNA of Prosopis cineraria, 1113 nucleotides long. Its product is annotated as S-adenosyl-L-methionine:benzoic acid/salicylic acid carboxyl methyltransferase 3-like. Gene Ontology annotation, biological process: methylation. Lineage: Eukaryota; Viridiplantae; Streptophyta; Magnoliopsida; Fabales; Fabaceae. The transcript is spliced from 4 exons. The coding region runs from base 1 to 1113 and encodes 370 amino acids. The record is from RefSeq and is a predicted model, not a curated record. Gene Ontology annotation, molecular function: S-adenosylmethionine-dependent methyltransferase activity.